AUGAAAGGCUUCAGGCAAAGAGUGCAAGAACAGCUCUCGCGAAACAAAGAUCGAGAGGGCAACAAGCUCGCCAAGAAGAAGGAUGGCUCGUCUGGCACAGCCUCACCUCAUGGCGGCUCCUCGGGACAGUCGCCGGCCAACUCGAAUGCAGUCACGCCAACCUCAUCCACAUCCAACCUCGUAGAUCCUCGAAAUAAGCCUUUGCCGGGUCCGGAAGGCCCUACACAGCCAGGGCCAGGCGCACCAUCGCCCGGCACACAGCAGGCCAACACGGGCUUUGGAUUCGGUAUGGGACAGGGACAACAGAUGAACAAUGGCGGCGCGCAAAGUCCCGGCUCGGGGCCCGGGCAAGGGCUCGGCACCAUGACACGGCACAGCUUACCAGGCGGACCACCCAGCGUGGUAGUGUCUCCGAGCGCACCUCACAUCCCUCCUCCUGGUGCAGCAGAAACGAUGCCACAUGACCUCGCACCUCCCAAAGCCGGUACGAAGAGCUUGAUGUUUGAUCGUCUCCAGGCCACGCCAAAAGACACAGUGCCAGAAGGCAUCCGAACACCUAAAAGGCAGCACUCUUCCCGCUUCGACAUCUCAGAUCAGCGCCAGCGUGAGCUCGAAAAGCUGCCAGGCUUCCACGAGGUCCCUCCAAACCGCCGCCAAGAGCUGUUCAUGCAGAAGUUGGAUCAAUGCAACAUCAUCUUCGACUUCAACGAUGCAUCGGGAGACAUGAAGAGCAAGGAGAUCAAGCGUCUUGCAUUACACGAGCUUCUGGAUUAUGUCGCGCAGAACCGCCAAGUCAUCUCCGAGCCCAUGUACCCACGAGUAGUCGAGAUGUUCGCCAAGAACUUAUUCCGACCCAUACCACCGCCUAUGAACCCACAAGGCGAAGCAUUUGAUCCGGAGGAAGACGAACCCGUCCUGGAAGUCGCCUGGCCGCAUAUCCAAGUCGUCUACGAAUUCUUCCUCCGCUUCAUUGAGAGCCAGGACUUCAACACAAACUUUGCGAAGCAGUACAUCGAUCACGGCUUUGUGUUGCAGCUACUUGAGCUUUUCGACUCCGAGGACCCGCGCGAAAGGGAUUUCCUCAAGACCACACUCCACCGGAUCUAUGGCAAGUUCCUCAACCUGCGAUCAUUCAUCCGACGGAGCAUCAACAACGUGUUCUUCCAAUUCAUCUACGAGACGGAACGAUUCAAUGGUAUCGCGGAGCUUCUGGAAAUACUCGGAUCCAUCAUCAAUGGUUUCGCUCUUCCGCUGAAGGAGGAGCACAAGCUCUUCCUCACACGCGUGCUCAUUCCGUUACACAAAGUGAAGAGCUUGAGCAUGUAUCACCCGCAGCUGGCAUACUGCAUUGUACAAUUCCUCGAAAAGGACGCGGCGCUUACUGAGGAGGUGGUGCUGGGUCUGCUACGCUAUUGGCCCAAGGUCAAUAGUACGAAGGAAGUCAUGUUCUUGAACGAGGUCGAAGAUAUUUUCGAGGUUAUGGACCCGGCCGAGUUUGCGAAGGUGCAGGAACCGCUGUUCAAUCAGCUUGCGAAGAGUGUUGCUAGCCCACACUUUCAGGUUGCUGAACGAGCGCUCUACUUCUGGAACAACGAAUACUUCUGCAACCUCGUCAGCGACAACGUGGAUGUCAUCCUCCCGAUCAUGUUCGCACCACUGUACGAGAACUCGAAAGGACACUGGAAUAGAACCAUCCACGGCAUGGUCUACAACGCCAUGAAACUCUUCAUGGAAGUGAACCCACAACUUUUCGACGAAUGCUCCCACGACUACACCGAACAACAGAACAACGCCGAAGCCGUCAAACAAAACCGCCAAGCGAAAUGGGACCGCCUGUCCCAACUCGCCGAGUCCAUGAAAUCCAACGUCAACGGUGGCGCACACAACACGGCCGUCAGCCGACCCCCUGAAGCCUACGGUGGCGGCCGCAACGGAGCUGGAAUUGGAGCUGGAGCUGGAACCAGUGGUGCCACGAAUCUGGCUCAGUAUAUCCGCCCGGACGGUGCUGGGGCGAUCUCGCCGGGGAGCGAUGGCUUGGCGCAGGAUAGUCAGCGUAGGAUGGAGCAGUUGCGGUUACAGGAUGAUCGGGAACGGACGGGGUCUAGGUCGGGGCCGAAUAAGGACUACAACUCGGUACGUUGA
Molecule: messenger RNA, 2142 nt
Organism: Recurvomyces mirabilis
Lineage: Eukaryota; Fungi; Ascomycota; Dothideomycetes; Mycosphaerellales; Teratosphaeriaceae
Gene: RTS1
Product: serine/threonine-protein phosphatase 2A 56 kDa regulatory subunit delta isoform
Exons: 5
Coding region: 1-2142 (713 amino acids)
Biological process (GO): signal transduction
Cellular component (GO): protein phosphatase type 2A complex
Molecular function (GO): protein phosphatase regulator activity
Source: RefSeq, a predicted model, not a curated record